Molecule: messenger RNA, 447 nt
Organism: Suillus fuscotomentosus
Lineage: Eukaryota; Fungi; Basidiomycota; Agaricomycetes; Boletales; Suillaceae
Exons: 3
Coding region: 1-447 (148 amino acids)
Source: RefSeq, a predicted model, not a curated record
AUGCCUCAGAAACAACGCACCAUAUGGAGCAGUACAUCCAAAGACAGUAGCGACUCCGACUCUACUCUCUCUGGAAAUGAGUCCUCACAUUCAUCUCCGACUCCGAUCGUCAAAAGUAAGGCGCAAAAGGCUUCUGAUAAAGGCAAACAGCCUCAGAAAAAAUUAAUGAAGGACCAAUGCCUGCACAUUGCACGUUGGAUUCCACAUGCAAUCAACAUGUAUGUUGUCCUCAAGGACACUUUUAGAAUCGGUAUGCUCCUUGAGCAGGAAGAAUCUGCCAAGGACAGAACUUUGAUCGAGGAUGAUGCUGCCAAGAAGGAGUGUCAGGAGACUCUUGAACAUGUGAAAAAAGAUGUACAAGAGCGUUCCUUGAGGACCUACAAAAGGAUCCUCACAAGCGCACCCUACCUCUGCACCCUCGUUAAGGGAAACACAAAGAAGCAUUGA